This is a messenger RNA of Symbiodinium necroappetens, 3312 nucleotides long. The record is from the annotation of a GenBank genome assembly. NCBI's taxonomy places the organism in Eukaryota, Dinophyceae, Suessiales, Symbiodiniaceae.
AUGGGGUCUGUCGGUUCACAGAUCUGUUGCUUUCUACGCCGGGCCUGCGAUCCGGAGCAGCGUGUUGAGAUGCGAUCUUUGGCAGCUCAACCCGUCCCACCGACGCCACAGCCACUGACAGGAUAUGCGCCAUAUGCGGGCCCAGGCCAGUUGGCUACCGGAGUUGCGUUUGCGACACCCAUACCCUAUGCAUCGGCUGCACCAGUGGUGGCCUGUGCCAUACCGGUGGAGAUGUCGCCUGUUUGCCACAACGGCUUUCCAUGCACGUCUCAUGCCGAAAGCUUUCCAGUCACUGGAAUGGCUGUCUCCAGCCGGUCUGUGCCGCAAACUUUAUCACAAGCGCAAGUUCAACUGCCGGGUAAGCGGAAGAGCCUACUCGUUGGUAUAAACUAUUUUGGCACAGAGGCCGAGCUGUCUGGAUGCAUUGCAGAUGUCAAGAGAAUGCAGCCGUUUCUGGAGCAAUUAGGCUUUCCCUCUGACCAGCAGUGCCAGAUGGUGUUGCUCGAUGCACCUGGUUGGCCUCACUACCGACGUCCGACCUUAGCCAACAUGCGACAAGCAAUCCGAUGGCUCGUGCAUGAUGUUCGGACAGGAGACGCGUUGUUCUUCCAUUACUCCGGGCAUGGAGGCCGCGAGCCCUCUGCCUCAGGAGCAGACGGAUAUGUGGAGACUCUUUGCCCGGAGGACUAUGACGAAGAGGGAAUGCUGCUGGACACAGAACUCUUCGAGACGCUGGUGCGGCCCUUGCCAAGUGGUUGUCGCCUUACCUGCCUCAUGGACUGCUGCCACAGUGGUGGUGUACUCAACUUGCCUUACCUCUUCACCGGCACUGAAGCCAACCUGAAGCAAGCUUUGGCUGGCAAAGCCGUGUCUCUCGCCCUCUCCAAGGAUUGGCUGCGGGAUUUGCAGUCUAUGCGCUCAGGAAACCCACUCGGACUUCUGGAAGAUGCCGCUAGCAUGGGCCUGGGGUUGUGGGGCGCAGUUCCACGUCCAGUCGUCCCGGCGCGGGUCGAUGCUGAUUGGACGGAGACGUUCCUCAACGGGGACCAAUCAGCGGCUUCCUUCACAUACUUGACUCUGCUCGAACAGAUUCGCGCUCGCCUUGAUGAGGAGGACUUUGAGCAGGUGCCGCAGCUGGCAACAUCCCUCCUCAUUGAGCUGAGUCAGCCGUUCUCCUUGACGACGAUCUCGCUGCCUGCCCAGACCAGCGCUCGCGGCCUUUCCACCGGGGCAUGCAUGGAUGGCAGCCCUGGCAUCGCAUCAGGAUCUUCUGCACUGCUUGCCGGUUUCCUCAGUUCCAUGGCAUCUGCUCCACAGGGAGCCGCAAUGCUGAAUGGAGCACGAGGCGCUGGCGACGAGGCGUCUGCACUCACAGAGUUGAGUGCAGUGGCACAAGGCUUUGCAGCGUCACAGCUGCUCGGAGGAGGUGCCGGUUGGUGGCAAGGAGAAGGGUUCGAACAACGACCUUCCAUCCAAACGGAUGGAGCAAGCCCAAGCUCAAGUGCGAGCAGGUCUGAUGAGGAGGUAGGCACAGAGCCAAGUGAUGAGGCGGAGGACGACUGGCUGCCCUCUGACCUCGAGGAUGUCGCAGAAGCGGUGAUGGAUGUUUUCGACGACGACGUGGCACUGCUUCGGAUGCGAAUCCCACCUCUGCCACAGCUCUGGGCAGUUCUUGCAGCAGUGAAGGGCAAGGCUCUGCCAAAGAAGCCGAGGCACCCGCACUCCAAGACACGCAAGAAGAAGCCCAGCCAGCUUCCAGCUCACAUCAAGGAGCUUUGCAGAGUCCACCGAGGGUUGAGCGAGAUUCAAGCACGGCAUGAUCAGCUGCCUCUACCUCUCCAGAUGUCGGUGAGACAAGCAGCACAGUAUUUGCUAUUACCGGGUGUCUUGGGAGACUGCGUCAAUGUCGUGGGCACUUAUGCGGAUGGCGGCACGAUGGCAGCAGUUCGGGAGGCUGGUAGCGACGUUGCAGACUACGUGGCGCAGUUCCAGCUGUUUCGCCUGCUGCAUAUCGCGAAACUCAACAAGGACGUCUUUGGAGAGCCGAAGAGGAAAUCCUUGACCAAGAAAAUAAAGGACACAAGUGUCAAUCUGAAGCGUGUCUACUCCAUCGGCCCCGAGCGCGUCGAGGGCAUGUUGAAAGCGGCGUCGAAAGUGCGCCAUCCAACCUUGUCUUUGCGCAAGAGGAGAAGGCCAAAGUUGCCUUUCUUUGAGAUGUGGACGGCUUGCGCGACCAUAAACCGUGCUGCGACGCUCCUUGCGGACCAGCAGGCAGCUAAGUGCAAUAUCACUGGUCACGGAACGGAUUCGGAGAUGUAUGUGACUGCUGAGGAGUUCGCGAACAGGCUCGACAGGCAAGCAUCGAAAUCCAAAGGCAAGACCGGUGAGGUCAUGAUCAACGUGGAUGUGAUCGAGACCAUCCUUUUGGAGGAUACAGGCGUGUCGCAGGAUGGCAAAUUUAUAAAGCCAGAUGUUGUGGAGAAAGCCUUUGAUAGGGUCAACUCGAACAAUGAGGAGCCCCGUCACAGCAAGGAGAGAAAGGGCACAGGCUUCAUCACCAAGGCCAUGAUGAUGGACAUUCUGUCCAAGGUCGAGGACGAGGGCGACGAGGAAGAGCUGCAGUCGACGGCAGACGCCGUUUCAGGCACCGGGCCAGCUCGGCGGAAUUCUCGCUGCAAGGAGCGCAAAGGCACAGGCUACGUUAGCAAGGACAAGCUCCAAAAGCCAGAUUGCCUUCUUGCAAUGGGAAGCAUCGAUUCCGUGGCUGGUGGCCUGGUCCUUUUGCAUGGUACACCAAUGGAGCAACGCCGCUUGAAAAGAGGCGACAUUCGAGGCUUGCUUGAGGAUGCUCAGCUGGAUCUGCCGGUGCGGCGGCGCUGGCCACACUGGUUGAAAGCCUUCAUCAAGGCAGGCUUGCAGCCAGCCUUGCGGCUCCGCUUGGCGGAACUCGCCGACUGGGAGAGCAAGGAAGACCUCGCUCACGAACAAGAGUCUACAUGGGGCAGAUGGAAGUCUUGGGCGAGGUCAAGAGGCGAGCUGCUCAACAUGCAGCUUAGCCAGUUCUUCCCGUUCCCUUCUUGCCCUGUGUCGCACUAUGUCGCACUGCACGAGCGACAUAUGCUUGGGCCUCCGCAGCUCAAAGUGUGCUGCCGCGAAAAGGUCUUUGCCAGAUACAUCGAUCAGCUCUUGAGUGACAUCCUUUCUGACUCUGGGGUCAAGGGCUGCCCGGCUGCCCCAAACAGGGGAAAGGGGCCGAGAUGGGCAGAUGUGUCCGGCGGUCGACCUCCUGACGCCGAGGCAGGGGCAUUGUGA